Molecule: messenger RNA, 839 nt
Organism: Colletotrichum acutatum
Lineage: Eukaryota; Fungi; Ascomycota; Sordariomycetes; Glomerellales; Glomerellaceae
Exons: 1
Coding region: 354-743 (129 amino acids)
Source: RefSeq, a predicted model, not a curated record
UGACGUCGUAGCAACCAAUAUCUUUUUUUUUUCUCUCUACACUAUUUUUUCCCUUUCUUUCUGCUGCUGCUGCUGCUGCUGCUACUUUUCUGCAUUGGAUCAUCCCAGCGUUUUUUUGCUAGCGGCGCGCCACGGCUAGCGGGUCCGUAGGUAUCUUACCUUAGUGGGACUCCGCUGCCUCAUUCCAGGUUGUGCGGUGGGUCCAUCCACCUCAUGUUUCCAAGCUCCCGUUCAUCUCCAUUUCGUCUCACUCACUCACAGUCGCUCAUCUUCACAAGUUCACAGUCUUAUCACAGAGAAGAACUCAACUCAAUGAAGAGGACACACAGACUCUCUCAGGACGGCACAGACGGAUGGAGUACAGUAGUGAAGAAUCAUCACCGCAACAUCAUGGCUCACCUCGGGGCUACUCCUCGGGGCGUCAAAAGGGGGAGACAGAAAGAAAGAGACAUCAAGUCCCAUGGCACCGCCGCGAGAUCAGGUGUCCGUACGUCAGUACCAUUCUCCAUCCAGAACAAGAUCCCAAAUGCCUUUCAGUUUCGGGUCCCGAGGGGCCGUCUAAACGAGGUUCGCGCGGCCCCCAUACGGAUACCCGCAACCACCACCGUGACCACCCCCAUCCCAUCUACCCAUACUUCGUACAGCACCGCCCCCAAGCCUCUGUCGACGAGUCCAGCCAACCGGGCCGUUGUGUCACUCUCUCCGCGGGCGGGCGAUCUGUAUCAUUCUGUGGGCAUCUGUAGCCACUCCUCAGCUGAAGUGGGAUCAUCACGGUUGACAGCGGUUACUCAGCGCAAAAGGAAGUUCGGCAAGCCACUCGAAAUGCAAAUUGAACAGCA